Messenger RNA from Suillus paluster, 1176 nucleotides. Its product is annotated as PEBP-like protein. Bases 303 to 923 code for a protein of 206 amino acids. The transcript is spliced from 4 exons. Gene Ontology annotation, molecular function: phospholipid binding; peptidase inhibitor activity. Gene Ontology annotation, biological process: regulation of Ras protein signal transduction; regulation of proteolysis. NCBI's taxonomy places the organism in Eukaryota, Fungi, Basidiomycota, Agaricomycetes, Boletales, Suillaceae. The record is from RefSeq and is a predicted model, not a curated record.
CUCUUGUUGACACCUCAGUAUUGUUCUCUAACAUUACUGAGCUCUCACUUCGCUAGCGCGUAUAGAACCAUCAUCAUAAGUAAGUUAUACGCCAUUCUUUCAGUUCAAAACUCGGCGCGUAUCACCGUCAGGACUCAGCAGGAGAAAAUCGAAGUUGAUACGUGCAGCCAUCCAUUACCCUUUUGUGGCACUGUCUAUGCAAGGUCUGCCUAUUAACGGGAUCCUGACUUAUUGGGCUCGGACUCUGUAUGCAGCCGCUUAAAAUUGUGAAGUGAAAUGGCGAUCUCUCAGUCUCAGUAAACAUGCUGUACUCGCUGCGCUUUGCCGUCGCACUACUUUCAGUUUGCCCAGUAUUAUCAUUGCAUCCUUAUGACUUCGUGACAAUACCGAUGAAACAGGAUGGCAUCAUUCCAGAUGUUAUUCCGGCCAAUCCGCCAUUCCAUCCUCAAGCGCUUCUCUCCGUCACAUUUCCAACAGGGCCUGCACUGCUCGGCAACACCCUUGACUCCACGAGCAGUGUUACUCCACCUUUAGUUAGCUUCACGCCAAUGCAUGGCGAAGCUCUCUACACCAUCGUCAUGACGGACCCCGAUGCACCCACAAGGGAGAAUCAGGAAUAUGGGCAAUACAGACAUUGGUUGGCUACGGGCGUAGGGCCUCCCCAAGCCGUCAAUGCCUCUGCAGAGUUUACGCGACCAGAUACAACUGCGUACCUUUCUCCCAACCCUCCUGCGGGCAGCGGUUCUCACAGAUACGUGCUGCUGCUAUAUCGAGAGCCGAGCAUCAAUUUCGCAAUUCCUGCGGAUGCAGUCGAGAACGGAAACGAUUUCAACAGCAGGAAAAAUUGGAACGCUACCACUUUUGCUGCGAGCUAUGAUCUCAAGUUAGUAGCAGCUAACUUCUUUUAUGUGGAUGGGCCGUAGCAGUGAUAGUCCAUAAUGCGUCAGUUUGACCAUUUCGGCGUCUCUGGUGACGAAUCAUUAUCGUCACGAUAACGUGGUCAUGAGAGUGGAACCAUGCAUGUUUUGCUUCAGCGAAUUUGAUCGCGAGGACCUACAAAAUUUUGAUAAGGUUACGAACUGCUGUUUAAUGCGAUUCCUUCAUAGACCACAUUCUUGGUGUGGUUGUUGUAUAGGAUGCCAGAGGAUUACCAAUCUCCGCAAUGGUCUCCGACGU